AUGGGAAGAAAGGCUAGCUACACAGUCCCAAGCCAGACUUCAGUCAGAGAAGCAGUGCAAAUCCAAUUAGAGGAGGCAGCCGAGAGAGAACGAAACCUCAGAGAGAGAAUUGCCCAAGUUGAGUCUCAGCUUCAAGCACAGCAAGCUGGCCAGGAUGAGAUACAGCGCAAGAUGAUGACAGAGUCGAAGGAUGCUUUACGUCGACUCGAGACCAGAAUUGAGUCCGAAGCCAGACAUAGAGAGCAUGUUGAAGAUGGGCGCAACAGUUUGAUUGAAAAGCUAUCCAUAUCGGAAAGACUCUAUCUGGCAGAGGUUGAUAAAAGCACAUUGGCGAGCAACGAGUGCGGCAAGCUACAGGCACAGCUUUCUCUAUCCGAAAUGACGGUCAAGGCAAAAGACGAACAAAUUGCAAAAGCCACGGAUGGUCGUGAUGAUUUAAACAGGAAACUCGUUAUGAGCGACGAAGCGCGGAAGUUGACAGAACUUGAAAUUAAGGCGACACAAGACGACCGCAUUCUACUGCAGACAAAAGUCACCGAGUUGGAAGAACGCCUUACAUUGGAAACUAGUCAGAGGACAGAUUUGAUGAAGGAAUAUAGUGAACUACAAACACAGUUUUCUGAGUUGCAGGAGCAGUACAAUGACAAAUUGGAAGAAGAGGAGAGGGAAGCAACAGAGAUUGAAAAGGUUCUUGAAGCAGAAAGAAAUCUUGUUACCUCUGCAAUGACAACUCGGUUCGGUGAGGAGGUUGCAGAUCUAAGAGCAAGCUUGGAAACGACUAUGAACCAAGAAGCAGAAUCUAGGCUCGCACCGAUACAGCAAGGCCUAGUAAUACUGGCGGGAAAGCUUGCAUCAGAAACGACGCUCCGACAAAGGGCAGAAAGAGAGUGUGAUAGCUUCCGCACCGAACUUUUCGAUAUGAAGCAGCUGGCUCAUAGACUACAAACACACUAUGGACAUAGCCCACACAACAACUAUGGCGAGAGGAGAGAGCAACGAAUUAUCACAGGCAAUGAUGUGGCAUUCAGACCUCUCGAUCAAGUUGAUCAUCGAGAAAGAGACCACGUCAAAGCCCGCACCCAUCGCCUAUCAACUGCACCUUCUGUUCCGGACGCGCCGUAUCUGGGCAUUCCACUAAGGGACAGCUUGGGAAGUUUCACUAACUGGAAUGCUAUCAAUGGUCACAAUGGGGCAAUCGCAACUAAAGGCCAUCUUUAUCAGGGUGCAGAUGGCCGAACUCAUAUUGCCUAUGCUGACAGACGGCACACACCUCUUGAUUCAGACAGUCAAUCGUAUUCAGCAAGUGCUGAUAGUGACCUGGAUCACGGGGAGAAUAUGAAUGGAACACCUAUGGAGUCCACGACAACGGCCUCGCACCACUCAGCUAAACAUCAAGGGUCAUCCCAAUCAGAAGAUAUGGAGAGAAGGAAUAACGACGAAUAUGUUCCUGUGCAAAUCCUUGAUGGUAGAAGAAAGGCAGACACUAGAUUGAACAGCCCCGAAGAGAGAGCAUCUGAUCAUACAUCCAAUAUCCAUCAACCUACUCCUCUCAGACCGGUCCAGCUCAAAAUUGACACUGGAGAAGACAACGGUCAUGAUCAGGACGAGCCUAUGCUUCUCCUACCGUAUGCGGAUCCUAUAGGAAGGCCUGUCUUUCUGUUUCCCAAUCCGAAUGGUAGAAUUAUUCGAGCAACACCCAAUGGAAGAGUAGUGGAGGAAGACCAAAAUGGCGUUAUAUGGGGCUUCCAGAGAUCCACGACUGUCAAUCACUUAGAACCCGGAAAUAAAAAUGCCACAAGGAGGCCAGAGAGUAUGAGUAAGGUGCUUUAG
Molecule: messenger RNA, 1830 nt
Organism: Fusarium redolens
Lineage: Eukaryota; Fungi; Ascomycota; Sordariomycetes; Hypocreales; Nectriaceae
Exons: 3
Coding region: 1-1830 (609 amino acids)
Source: RefSeq, a predicted model, not a curated record